Messenger RNA from Daktulosphaira vitifoliae (grape phylloxera), 1328 nucleotides. Its product is annotated as zinc finger MYM-type protein 1-like. The coding region runs from base 89 to 1285 and encodes 398 amino acids. The transcript has 7 exons. The record is from RefSeq and is a predicted model, not a curated record. Lineage: Eukaryota; Metazoa; Arthropoda; Insecta; Hemiptera; Phylloxeridae.
CCUUCGACCAAAUUUGGAAUGCAAAAUCGUAGCUUCAAUUCUUCCUAUUAUAACCAGUACGAUUGGCUUGAAUACAGUAUUAAUAGAGAUGCUUUAUUUUGUUUUGUUUGUCGUAAUUAUGGAAAUGAUUCAAAUGAAGAAACAUUUACUACUAUUGGCUUCAAAAACUGGAAGAAGUUGUCUGGUUCGAGAGGUGUUGGAAAUAAGGCGAAUAAACUCUGCACAUUCAAAUUCUGUACAGCAUCUCACAUGCCUUGCAAAAUGGACCGCUCAUAAGAAAUCUAAAAUAACUGGUAGUAUUGUAACUCAACUGUCUUCACAGCAUAGUAAGCUUGUUGAAAUGAAUAGACAGUAUAUGCGUGCUUUAAUUGAUAUAGUAUUACUAUUAAGCCGUCAAGGAAUUGCCUUUCGAGGACACAAUGAAACUAGUAGUUCAUUAAAUCAAGGAAAUUUCAAAGAAAUAUGUAAUUUAUUAGCAAAAUAUAAUCCAGAUUUUGAUUCUAAAUAUUGUGAAAAAACAAGCUAUUCAAGCCAUAGAAUUCAGGAUGAAUUAAUUGAAAUAAGUUCAAAUUAUGUUAGAAAUAUUAUCAUUAAUGAAAUUGAAAAUGCUGUUUCAUGUAGCAUUAUGUGUGAUGAAGCAAGAUGUUUUAAAGAAGAACAAAUGUCUUUGUGUGUUAGAUAUUGUAAAGACCUUAAUGUAACUGAACGAUUCUUAGGGUUUAUUGACUGUUCUCAAAAUCAAAAUGCUGAAACAUUGACCCAAUCCAUAUUUGAAUAUUUGAAAAUUUGGGGACUAAAUUCAUUUAUACCAAUAGUAGCACAGUCUUACGACGGUGCAAAUGUUAUGUCUGGUCGAUUUAAUGGUGUACAAGCUAGAGUUAAAGAGAAGUAUCCAUAUGCUAUAUAUACCCACUGUAUGGCCCAUAGAUUAAAUUUGGUGGUGAUUGAUAUGUGCAAACUUAUUAAAGAAACAAGAAGUGUUUUUAAUACUCUUAAAGCGCUGUAUACUCAUUUUUCAAAACCUUCUAUUAACAAAAAAUAUAAUGAUAUACAAGUAAAAUUAGGUAUAAAUAAAUUGUCAAUUACUAAAAUCAGUGAUAUGCGAUGGAAUUGUCGUUACAAAAACUGUGAAGCUGUUAAAACGAAUUAUAAAGCAAUAAUCAUUGCACUUGAAGAAGAAAUUGAAAAUGAUGGUGAUAAAGACGUGAAUGAGGCAAUAGGAAUACUGCAUGUAUUGAAAAUCAAAAAUUUAUCGUUCAUUUAUUUAUAUUGCAUAAAGUAUUAAUUAUUAUUAAUGUUUUAAUGUGCAAAUUACAAGAAAAGACUGC